This is a messenger RNA of Felis catus (domestic cat), 1456 nucleotides long. RefSeq lists its product as uncharacterized. Bases 1 to 684 code for a protein of 227 amino acids. The transcript is spliced from 5 exons. NCBI's taxonomy places the organism in Eukaryota, Metazoa, Chordata, Mammalia, Carnivora, Felidae. The record is from RefSeq and is a predicted model, not a curated record.
AUGGCAGACGACAAAUCACUCAGCAAGCGCAAUAUUCAUGGCUUUUCGUCAACUCACAGGUUGGUCCAAAUGAAUUGGGAGACUAAUGAAGACUCUCCUAUUCAUCAUUCUGGUGGUCAAGGCUGCCCUGGGCCGCCUCAACCACCCCCCACCCCCACCCCAGUUCCCCGGACGCCACAGGGUAUAAAUUUCCCCUCGGGAGACACCUGCGCUCCAGAGGGAGGUAAGUGGGGGAGCGUGGAGGUGUUGCUCCUGCGUUCCAGUGAGGUAGAGAGAGGCCUGAAUCUGGCCUCGCUGGGAAAAAGAAACAAAACAACAGCAGACCAACUAAACACCAGCCUGAAACACCUGGAGCUGAUAAGCAACAACCACCAAAAGGCGGUGCUGGUGCUGGUGCUGGUGAGGGGAGCAAGGCGGAGCGCCAAGACUGCGCCGCCGGCCAGCAGGCCUGUGGGUGUGUGCCAAGGCCGGAGCUCGGAGCCGGCGGAGGAGCCUCCUUCGCGCGAAGUCUGGACGCCUCUCCAUUGGCUGCCUCGGCCCGGGCCCUGGGAAGGGCGGAUUUCCUUUGAGGCAGUGGCAACAGCGAUGGCCAGUGUCUGGGAGCAGCAGUGGCAAAGCUGCCUGCGGGGAGAGUUGAAGUCCAAGCAGGGGGCAGUGUGGUGUACCCUGUGGUUGGUGGUUUAACAGCUGCCGCAUCAGAAGCAGAAUCCUCGUGGAACUCAUUCUCUGGUACUCCAUCUGAUAACAACAGAACAAACUCUUCUGUUGGUUGUAUACAAAAGAAAGUUUACCAAGAUGGAUAAUUUCCUGGAUCAUAAAAGCAAAUCUAAAUAAAGCUCCAUGCAGUCUAAUCACAGGAAGGAUGUUCUAACACCAUAAAAGUAAUAAUUUUAAAUGAAUAACAAAUAAAUUUGAAAAAUGCUCAAAUAUUUGUAAAUAAUACAAUUUUAAAUGUAUUGGUCAGAAUAGCAAUCAUAAUGGUGAUUAGAAUAUAUUUUUUUAACUGAAAGAAAGUAUAAAUAAAAGGUACCAUAAUGUAUAGGAUGCAGGUAAAGCAUUACUUUGAGGUAAAUUUAUAGCAUUGAAUGCCUGUAUAAGAGAAUACUGAAUACAAUAGAAAACAGAAAAAUAAUAAGUAAAUCGAUAAAACCCAAAGUGUGUUCUUCCAGAAAAGGAUUUAAAUUAAUGAACCUAUCAUUAGACUAACCAGGAAAAAUGAGAGAAGACACGUUACUAACAUGAAAAACAAGAAAAGUGACAUUGCUGCAAAUCUACUGAUAAUAAAAAGAUACAAAUAGAAUAUUGUCGAUAACUUUAUGUCAACAAAGUUGACAAUUGUAUAAAAUGGACAGAUUUUUCAAAAAUGACAAUCCCAAAGCUCACUUAAAAAUAGAUCAGCUGAGGGGCGCCUGGGUGGCUCAGUCGGUUAAGCGGCCGACUUCAGCUCGGGUCAUGA